GAUGGGCGGACAGGGCUGUGAUUAGUGCAGACUCAGUAAGGUGAUAAGGCAAGGCGGGGCGGAGCUGUAGUACUUAAGGCGACGCACGCCACAGCCCUGCCACAUCGCCGCCACUUCUGACCACAGCCAUGGCCGACGCAGCAGCAGAGAAGAAGGUGCUCAUGAUCGACCCCUCGCUGGUGUUCCGGCCCGAGGAGGCGGUGAAGAAGAGCGGCGGGUGGAAAUUCAGGAACUUCGACGAGAAUUCCGAUGACCCGCACCAGGUGACCGUCAGGAACACCUACAUGAAGAUGCACACCAACCAGUGCGUCGAUUAUGUCAAGAGGAAGCACAAGGAGUGGGGACAGUUCAACAAGUUCGAGGCCACGAUCAUGGAAGCCCUGGAAAAGCUCAACAACCUGGUGGACGAGAGUGACCCUGACGUUACGGUGCCCAACAUCGUCCACGCCUUCCAGACAGCCGAGCGACUGCGAGAGGCUCACCCGGACAAGGACUGGCUACACCUCACUGGCCUCAUUCACGACUUAGGCAAGGUGAUGGCGUUCUACGGGGAGCCCCAGUGGUCAACAGUCGGGGACACCUUCCUGGUUGGGUGUGAGUUUGCGCAGUCCAUCGUGUAUCGCGACUCAACCUUCCACAACAACCCAGAUCUCAAUAACCCCAAGUUCAACACCAAGUAUGGAAUGUACGAACCCAACUGCGGGCUGGACAAGGUGUACGUGUCUUGGGGCCACGACGAGUACUUAUACCAGGUCCUGAAGCACAACAAGAGCACACUGCCUGAGGAGGGACUGUACAUGAUUAGGUACCACUCGUUCUACCCGUGGCAUACCGGCGGCGACUACUUCCACCUGUGUGACAACAAGGACCUCGAGAUGCUGCCCUGGAUUAAGGAGUUCAACAAGUUUGAUCUGUACACCAAGAAGGAGAAGGUGCCGGAUAUGGACCAGCUGCGGCCUUACUACCAAAGCCUCAUCGACAAGUACUGCCCGGGCAAGCUCAAGUGGUAGAAGGGCACACACUCGUCACUGCACACGGGCCGUAUUCUGAAACGCUUUACUGUCUCACCACGACUAAUUUUGAAAGGCCACAGUAAUUGCCAGCCGGGUUCUCAAAAGUAUUUAUCCUAUUCGUUACAUAGAAGUCUUGUCAAUCUGUCUCUUAGGAACCCAUGUAACGUAACGAGAGGCCUUUGAAAGUAGUGAUGUGGCGCAAAUGUGUUUAAGUAUACGAUCCUUAGUUCAACGAGACGCGACGUGUGUGUGUGUGUGUGUGUGUGUGUGUGUGUGUGUGAAUUAAGGUUAAUAUUGGAACAGCUAUAUGAAGAGGAGAAUCAGACAAGGUGGUUAAGGUCGUUCCCUAUACCAGCUAGUUUAGUAAGACGUGGAGGUGUCUGUAUCUGCGUGUGAGGAGAAAAAAAAAAAAAAAAGAGUUGAAGACUACAAGAGCUAUUUAAAGAAGAGGGUGUGCCUGGUUGAUUUAUAUCUGAUACUAUAAGUAAGAUUGCAAGGGUAGAUUAGUGAGAUAUCAGCAGAUGGAGGAAAAAUUUAGGCUAUAACACAUGAGAAAAUCAGGUCAUAACACUAAUAUGAUAUCACGGAAGGGGCAUCCGCUGCAAAAAAUAAAUAAGUAAAUAAAUAAACAGAAAAUAACUAACAACCAUUCUGCGUGCGUGUUAUGAAAUAUGAAUGUUUAACGAGAAAAUGACUUUGUGAACAUACUUAUGCAUUCGUUAACUAUCUAAAACAGUGGUUCCUGAACGUUUUUUUGGUCGUCAUCCACUUUCAUACAGGAUAUUUGUCCAUGGCCCACCGCCCACUGCUAAGCAUAAUUUAUGACUACAGUUACUACAGUCCUAUACUGAUUACGUCCAUAUAUAAACCACUCUUGCAAAUCCUGUAAUUCUAUUGAUUCCAUGCAUGUACGUAAGUUACCUCCACUGGUUGCCUACACACUAAACUCCAUUGCUUUUAUACACGCAUCAUAGCCUCAGGUUAUGGCCCCUUGCAUUUUGUUAUAUCCCCCAAUUGGGUCAUAGCCCACAGUUUGGAAACCACUGAUGUAAAGAGAAUGGUUGACCACCACGCCCUCCCGUCCACCCCUGCCCUCUUAAAGUGACGAUCUCCCUUCCUCACCUCCGCUUCCUCCUCACCUAUAAUAAUUGUUGGUCGAUUCAUUUUGUUACUACUUAGCUACAUAUUCUGAAACACUGCUCUCACCACGAUCAUUUAGAGUGACUACAGAUGAUCAGUCUAUUUCUCUGUUCUUAUUGUAGAAAAUACUGUUCAUUUGUCACUAAAAACGCAAUUCAAAACCUGUGUAGUUUCAAGUAGAACCUUUUGAGAGUAGCGUAGGUGCGAGCAGAAUUGUUUCAGAAUAUGGUCCUUCCACGUUCCUCUGUGUGUGGUGUGUGGAGCAGCUUCCGGUCCAGUACCAUAGACAUCAAUAAGGUUGUGUAAUGAUUAUCCAUGCCAGUGCGUACUUCCAUGUGUUUGCUUCCCGUACCGCCCGCCGCCUCUAAAAGCUUGUUAACCUGCUGGCUGCGUUCUAGUACAGCAAAGGGUGUGUAGACCAUGUUAUUAUUGUAAGUACAAAAAUACAAUGUCUUUCUAGAAUAUUACUGUAAAGGCAACGUGCAGCAUUGGAAGUGUUGGUCCUAUAUUAGUACAUUUUAUCUACCAUGUUAGCAGUGAUAGUACAAAAUUACAUAAUAAAGAUGUAAUAUUACUUGAGGCAUUUCACCUUUCAGGGGCAAAUUUGCAGAUGAUAACAUUCUAUACCCAGGGACAGUGAAAAGCACAUACGGUUUGCUAUUUUCUGAUAAGCAUGUGGUCAUUAUUGUUUACCCUACACACUACUGCUGCUGCUGCCUCACCACCGCACCACCGCAGCCCCCUAAUCUACAAAUUGUUGAGACACGGUUGAGGUGCAAAUCUACUGAGCGAGUGUGUACAGCAUCUUUUGUUUAUCAGAAAGCUCACCACAGCUACGCACGUACAUGCAUUUGUCUAAGGGAUUAUCUGUAUCGUCUUGGUGGACCAGAACUGAUCUUUGAGACAUGGUGUAGUCUAAUGAUCGUUGUUGUGGCGCCAUGUUUUAGCAGACUAACUCUAUUACGUCUCCUCACUUUUCCUUUUCUUUUCUCUCUUUUUUUCUCUUGUAAACUCAGUGAACAAUGAAGUAUCAACGCCAAUUUUGUGGUUGUAACAAAAAACUAAUAAAAAGUAAGGGAAUCAGUGAUGUAGGGCUAAGAUGUAAACGCAGAAUUCUCAUAACAUUCUCAGCAAUAUUGACUUCUCCGAUGCACUUCUCUUGAAACAAUGAUACGAGAAUGGUAACAUAAACAUAUAUGUAUAUUCAGGUAUAACGUGAAUGCAAUAUUUAUCGAAUGUGAAUACCAAACCACGUCAUAUUCGUGUAUAAGAUAACUUAGUAAUGUCCGAGGAGCUUUGAUAACUGAACUACUUGUUGAACCAUCGGCGAGUAUUGAGCGUUCACUGUUUCACUGUUUUAUGGUAAUUGAACUUUGAAUUGUCGAGUACAACGUAGUGUUGUAUAUUGCAAAUAAACAGCACAUUGUGUAAAAAAAUUAAUGAA
Messenger RNA from Portunus trituberculatus (swimming crab), 3597 nucleotides. RefSeq names its product inositol oxygenase-like. Lineage: Eukaryota; Metazoa; Arthropoda; Malacostraca; Decapoda; Portunidae. Bases 129 to 1010 code for a protein of 293 amino acids. Gene Ontology annotation, molecular function: iron ion binding; inositol oxygenase activity. Gene Ontology annotation, cellular component: cytoplasm. The record is from RefSeq and is a predicted model, not a curated record. Gene Ontology annotation, biological process: inositol catabolic process. The transcript has 7 exons.